Molecule: messenger RNA, 1551 nt
Organism: Castor canadensis (American beaver)
Lineage: Eukaryota; Metazoa; Chordata; Mammalia; Rodentia; Castoridae
Gene: Fam76a
Product: family with sequence similarity 76 member A
Cellular component (GO): nuclear speck
Source: RefSeq, a predicted model, not a curated record
CCCGCCUGCCUGCCUGCCCGCCUGCUGCAGCUCGUUGCCUGCCGCCGCCGCCGCCAGGUUGUGCCUCAGACUGUCAGAUAAAUCGGCGGACUGGGUCGGCGGGGCGGUGAUCACUGCCGGGGUCGGACAUGGCGGCGCUCUACGCCUGCACCAAGUGCCACCAGCGCUUCCCCUUCGAGGCGCUAUCUCAGGGGCAGCAGCUGUGCAAGGAAUGUCGGAUUGCACACCCUGUUGUGAAGUGCACCUACUGCAGAACUGAAUACCAGCAGGAGAGGGUUUCUCUAUGUAGCUCAGGCUGGCCUCGAACUCAUCUCCUCCUGCCUGUGUCUCCUGGCUGCUGGAAUUGUAGUAAAACCAAUACAAUAUGCAAGAAAUGUGCUCAGAAUGUGCAGUUGUAUGGAACGCCCAAACCUUGUCAGUAUUGCAACAUAAUUGCAGCAUUUAUUGGCAAUAAAUGCCAGCGCUGCACAAAUUCAGAGAAGAAGUAUGGACCACCAUAUUCCUGUGAACAGUGCAAGCAGCAGUGUGCGUUUGACAGGAAAGAUGACAGGAAGAAGGUAGAUGGGAAAUUGUUGUGCUGGCUGUGCACACUGUCAUACAAACGUGUCCUUCAAAAGACUAAAGAGCAGAGGAAACACCUGAGCAGUUCUUCUCGUGCCAGCCAUCAGGAGAAGGAGCAGUACAGCCGCCUGAGUAGUGGCAGUCAUUACAACAGCCAGAAAACACUUUCUACAUCUUCAAUUCAAAAUGAAAUCCCAAAGAAAAAAUCCAAGUUUGAAUCAAUCACAACUAAUGGAGACAGCGAUGCUUCCUCUUAUGAACUACUUUGUCCUAAUAUCCAGAGUGCCCCGUCCGUGUUUGUGCAGUGGGCUGCCUCCCAACAGAGUCUUGGGGCCAACCAUUUUCCUGUUCCUCCAGGCCCAGGCAUCCUGAACUUUUCCCCAGACCUGGCUCUGGACUCACCAGGCACUGAUCACUUUGUCAUCAUUGCCCAGCUGAAGGAAGAGGUGGCUACUUUGAAGAAGAUGUUGCAUCAGAAAGAUCAAAUGAUCUUAGAGAAAGAGAAAAAGAUUACAGAGUUGAAGGCUGAUUUUCAAUACCAGGAAUCUCAGAUGAGGGCCAAAAUGAACCAAAUGGAGAAGACCCAUAAAGAAGUCACAGAACAAUUACAGGCCAAAAACCGAGAGCUCCUGAAGCAGGCAGCUGCCUUGUCUAAGAGCAAGAAGUCGGAGAAGUCAGGAGCUAUAACCUCUCCAUGACAAGACCACAAGAGGCCCCCAGCACCAGCAGAUGGAGCUGUCCUGGGUUAGGGUUGGAGACCUGGCUGUUCUCUGGGAAUUGCAAGCUUUCUUAAGAAAUCUCUAUUUUAUUACAGUUAUCCUUCUUUGUGUGAUUGUAGUGGGCUGAAUGGAAACAUCUUGUUUGUUUUGUGUUUUGACUGCAUGCUUGAGCAUUUGGGGUUUCAGGCUCUUUCUCUCAUACUGCUCCUUUCCUCUCUUCCUUCUCUUCCUCUCCUUCCUACCUCUGUCUGUCCCUCCCUCCCUCCCUCUC